Molecule: messenger RNA, 1581 nt
Organism: Vicia faba (fava bean)
Lineage: Eukaryota; Viridiplantae; Streptophyta; Magnoliopsida; Fabales; Fabaceae
Source: the annotation of a GenBank genome assembly
AUGAGGAACUCAUCUUUUCUCUUUACUGCUUUAAUAACUCUCAUGUCUAUUUCAACUGCAAUAUCAUCACAAUCACCCCUUCAGAAUUUCCUCACUUGUUUUUCUCAUAAUUCUCAUGCUUCUAAAGUUAUUUACACGCCAAACAACUCCUCAUUUUCAACCAUCCUCAACAAGAAAAUGUAUAACAAGAAAUUUCAAUCACCAACAACACCAAAACCUUUGGCAAUUAUAGCCGCAAAAGAUGCUUCUCAUGUCCAAGCAACAGUUAUAUGUGCCAAAAGUAACAAUAUUCAAAUCAGAAUCCGAAGCGGAGGCCAUGACUAUGAAGGUUACUCAUAUGUAUCAGACGUUCCUUUUGUUGUAAUCGACAUGUUUAAUAUCAAUUCAGUUGAUAUCAAUUUAAAAGAAGAAACGGCAUGGGUUGGUUCCGGUGCAACAGUUGGUAAGAUUAAUUAUAACAUUGCAAAGAAAGACAAUAAUCUUGCUUUUCCAUCUGGGAUCUGUUUUUCUCUAGGCUCUGGUGGCCAUUAUUCUGGUGGUGGGUAUGGAAAUUUGAUGCGAAAAUAUGGUCUUUCUGUUGAUAAUAUCAUUGAUGCGAAAAUUGUUGAUGCCAACGGUAACAUCUUGGAUAGAAAAUCAAUGGGAGAAGAUCUCUUUUGGGCUAUAAGAGGUGGUGGUGGUGCUAGUUUUGGUGUUAUUCUUUCAUGGAAACUCAAAUUGGUUCAAGUACCUUCACAACUUACUGUUUUUGAUGUGAAAAGGAAUGUGGAUGAAGAAGGUGCAAUUGAUGUUGUUUACAAAUGGCAACUAGUUGCACCAAAAUUGCAUAAAGAUCUUUUCAUUACUCUGAAAACUAAUGUUGUUCAAAUUGGUAAUGGGAGCAAAAAUGCAAUACAAAUUAGUUUCAUUGGUCAAUUUUUGGGAACAACCGAAAAACUUUUACCUUUGAUAAGUGAAAGUUUUCCUGAAUUAAAUUUGAAAAAAAGUGAUUGUUUUUCAAUGCCUUGGAUUAAUACCACUCUUUUUUGGUAUGGUAAACCAUUUGGUAGUCCUCUUGAAGAAUUGUUGGUGGACGGACCUCCAUCAAUUUAUUUCAAAAGUAAAUCAGAUUAUGUGAAGAAACCUAUUCCAAAGGUAGCUAUAAAAUCUUUAUGGAAAAAAUUGAUUCAAGGCAAGACUAUGUAUAUGGAUUGGAACCCUUAUGGUGGAAGAAUGGAAGAGAUAUUGCCAUCACAAACUCCAUUUCCUCACAGAGCGGGAAACUUGUUCAAGAUUCAAUAUUUUAAUAAUUGGAUUGAUGGAUCUCCUAAAUCUAUUGAACAACAUGUGAACUUUUCAAGAUCGAUUUAUAAAUUCAUGACACCCUAUGUUUCAAACUCUCCAAGGGAGGCAUUUCUUAAUUAUAGGGAUGCUGAUAUAGGUGCCAAUCAUCCAAGUAAUAUAACAAAAUUUGACAUUGCAAAAACUUAUGGAAGAAAGUUUUUCAAAGGAAAUUUUGAAAGAUUGGUGAGUGUGAAGACUAAAGUUGAUCCUAAAAACUUUUUUAGAUAUGAACAAAGUAUUCCUACUCUAACACAUUAG